AGCCUCUUCCAGGUUUCCCUUGUGGCUGCAGGGUCUCGAAGACUCGAGCCAUCGUCUGCUACUUUCACAGGCCACAAGCAAGAGGCUGGAUGGGAAGUGGGGCAGCUGGAAUACAAAUCUGCCUGUAUGGGAUACCAGCACUUACAGCUAAGGAUUAGCCAGUUGAGCCACCACACUGGUCCCAUAGUCAAAUUCUGUCAGGCACUCUUAGAAAUACGAGGCUCUUUUAGUGGAUAGAUUGGUAUGUGGUUUGUCAGCCUGAACUACUACUGAUUUAUCGUUAGUGAUUGUGUACUUGAAAAGGCCACAGUUUUAUUAGUUUAUAUGCUGCAAAUCUGUAGUUACUGCUCAUAUAUCCUGAUAAUUUGUCAUUUCUCAUGAUAUGAUUCCCUAGUGAAGAAUUAUUUGGAACCUCUGUUUGUUACAUCUGAAAGGUCGUGCCUUCUCAUUUUAACCCUGGGAAAGUGACAUUGAGCUUUUAAACUGUUUUCAUCUAAAGCUUCUUUCAGGGUAAUGGCUCAUCUGUUUUGAUGGAAUUCUGAUAGUUCUGCUUUUCUGUUUAUGCCUAAGUCCUCCCUCCUAAAGAAGAAAGCUUUUUUUGCUCUCCAAAAAUGAUUCUCUGCUUCUCCCUUUUGGAGCCACUCAUUUUCUUUUGGCUCCACACCCUUCCCCUUUUGAAAUGCAUUCCAAGUCCUAUGGUUUUUAUGCCUCUAAUCUCUUCCUUCUUGCUGAAACUAGAUACUACUCCAUUUGCAUUUUGGCAAAGAGCUGAAUGUAGGAUCAUAGAGGAAAUGUGACAAGCUUUGUCCGCUGUGAAGAGAACAGAUUAACCUUAGAGAACCGGGGAAGACUCAUUAAACUGUAGUCUGCAACAGACUAAAUUGGGCAGACAAGAGAGAAAGAGAGAGUCUGUGAGACAGUGGGCAGAGUGAAGAGAUUCCAGGAGUUUGCGUGUAUCAACCGAAAGAACAAAGAGCAGAGCUAUCUGAUCGCUGACAUGUUGGGAUUCAGUGAGUGGCUGUCCCUAGUUCUGUCUGUCACUCAGUUCGUUGUGGGCAUUCUUGGCAAUAGUUUCAUUGGCUUGGUCAAUGGCAGCAGCUGGUUCAAGAACAGGAGAAUCUCUAUGUCUGACUUUCUCAUCACCAACCUGGCCCUUUCCAGGAUUGUUCUGCUGUGGAUUUUCUUCAUUGAUGGUCUUUUAAUAGUGUUUUCUUACAGCACUCAUGACUCAGGGAUAAUGAUGCAAAUUGUUGAUAUUUUUUGGACAUUUAUAAACCAGUUGAGCAUCUGGCUUGCUACCUGUCUUCAUGUCCUCUACUGCCUGAAAAUCGCCACUUUCCCCCAAGCUGUGUUCCUCUGGCUCAAGUGGAGAGUGUCCAGGGUGGUGGGAUGGAUGCUGUUGGGUGCACUGCUCUUUGCCUGUGGCAGUACCAUGUCUCUGAUCAAUGAGUUUAAGAUAUAUUCUGUCCUCAAUGAAAUCGGUGACUCAGAGAAUAUGACUGAAGUCGCCCAAAAGAAGAAAGGGGAAUACGAAGUGAUGCAUGUUCUUAUGAGCCUUUGGUAUUCCCCUGCUUUGUUUUUAUCCCUGACCGCCUGCGCUUUGCUCAUUCUCUCCUUGGGGAGGCACACACGGCAGAUGCAGCAGAAUGGUGUCACCUCCUCAGAUCAAAGCUCCAAGGCCCACAAGAAGGCCAUUAGACUCAUCUUCUCCUUCCUCUUCCUCUUUCUCCUCUACUUUCUUGCCUUUUUAAUUUUAUCGUCAAGUUAUUUCCUACCAGGAACUAAGAAAGUGAAGAUGGUGGGUGAAAUAAUUACAAUGUCAUCUCCUACUGUGCACUCAUUUAUUCUCAUCCUGUGGAACAACAAGCUGAAGCAGGCCUUUAUGGAGAUGCUGCGGUGUGAGUCGUGUCAUCUGAAAUGUGGGUCUAAGGUGUGCUGCUUCCCUUAGAGAUCAGAGACUAGAGCCCGGGAGACCUCCGGCCUGGCUCAAGUCUGUCGGGGUCUUCCUGACAUUCCCAGGCGGCCACUUCCGUAGCAACAGUAAGAGAGACACUGCUUCUUCUCUCUGAUUGCUUUGGAAGGUUUAGAACAGUGUUUGGUGAUGGUAAGAUAUCAAGAAUGCUAUGUAGUCCUGUAGCUGUGUUUUAGUAACUUUUAAAGCAUUGGGAACACUGUUACUGUGUAGACAUGGAGCUGUAGUUUAGCAACUGUCGUCUUGGGACUAGGGAUUUGAGUACAUGUCAACUUAGGUUUGGGACUAGUGUAAAUGAGUGUCAUGGACUUUAGGGAAACAGCAAAAGCUUUUCAAUAUUCUAAGUGUGGUUUGGACUUGCGGUUAUGUCAAUUUCCCAGGACUUUGGCCUUAUGUGAAUUACUUUACUUGUCUGUUUAUUUUCUUCUACUAUUUUAAUGUAACAUCAGCUUUAUAGGGUAACAGAGAAUCACAAGAUCACAUGUGCCAGCAUUGUAGGACAUUGUAAUAAAUGAAGAAUAUUGUAACCUAACUGUCAUGUAGCAAUACCAGUUCUCAUAAGACAGCAGUUGUUGCAACACAUUGUGUGGUGAAGAAAGCACUGGAGUGUCCCAGCAUCAUAGCCUAGCAGCCAAAGUC
Ochotona curzoniae (black-lipped pika) is the source of this 2611-nucleotide messenger RNA. It is a transcript of the gene TAS2R3, whose product is annotated as taste 2 receptor member 3. The record is from RefSeq and is a predicted model, not a curated record. Gene Ontology annotation, cellular component: membrane. Gene Ontology annotation, molecular function: bitter taste receptor activity; G protein-coupled receptor activity. Gene Ontology annotation, biological process: detection of chemical stimulus involved in sensory perception of bitter taste; sensory perception of taste; G protein-coupled receptor signaling pathway. The transcript has a single exon. Lineage: Eukaryota; Metazoa; Chordata; Mammalia; Lagomorpha; Ochotonidae. Bases 998 to 1948 code for a protein of 316 amino acids.